GAUAUUAUAUAAUCGAAAUUGUUCGGUGUGGACGCACCGAGCCCGAGCUGAAGCUAGUGCAGCAUUAUUAUAGCACGUUCGUCACAACGAAUCGGCCGCCGUCCGAAAAUAAUGGUGCGCAUCAUGCAGGGCGCGGCGCGAGCUGCUUCUCUCUAUCUUGCUAUCGCCCUUGUGUUGAUGGUGGAAGUGGAUUCGAGUUUUGACAAGAGCAAAGAAAUCCAGCGAUUGUUGGACGACAUUUUAGGACCAGUCGCCAGGAGUGGGCCGGAAGUUACAAUCAAGGUUGUUUAUUGUGGUGGAUGUGGGUACGGCUCCAGGUAUCGUAGGUUGGAGACGGAGCUAAGUGAUGAGUUUGGGGAUGACGAGAUAGCCAUUGUUGGCGAGUCCACUCCUGGUAUAACUGGUUAUUUUGAGGUAUCUGUCAAUGGUAACCUUAUCCACUCCAAGAAGGGUGGAGAUGCCUUCGUUGACAGUGACGCCAAGAAAAAGAAGAUAUUUGAUGCUGUGCGUGCGUCCAUGGGUUAAGAUGGCAGAUGCUACGCCAGAAUCAAAUGGACUCGACAUUUCAAAGUGGAUGGGCCUGUUUAUGACGGGACAAGCUUAAACGUGACUACCCUCACAAGGCUCGUUCUUGAUGCUGUACUAGGAACAUCCGCUGGGACAUGUGGACUAGAGUUUGGUUCCGGAAUUAAGUUUUGAUUUUACUUUGAGUAGUUUAGAAAGUUCAAAGCAUUUAAAGUUUUGUAAUGUGCACCAGGAUUUCUCUUCGUUAUUACUCCCAACUAGGUGUCUUAAUGUACCCCAAAGUCUCCCAUCUUAAGAAUUGACAGUCUAGAACAAUCUAUUUCAUCAUUUUUGUAAGGCAAAAAAGUAAAUAUAUUGAGAUAUUCCUUGAUACUAAUGUUUGGUUAAAGUUUUGAAUGUCAUCACGAGCCUUUGUAUCAAAUUGGAAGUUUUUCUUUUUCCAUUCAUUGAAUCAUAAAAAGUAGCGAUUGUUGCCUAGUUCAGAUUUCAUUCCAAGCUUAAUUUCUCGUAUAGCGUCUUAAAGUUAUCAUUGCUUCCAAGAAUAUUAAUGUGAAAGACUAGUCACAGUUGGGUAAAAGUCGGAUACAACUUCCUCUGUUGUGAUCUCAUAUCGUAUCAUCCGGGAAAUGAACUUAAAAAGGACUUUAAGAGUCUAGCAGCAUUUAAACCAAGAUUACAGGGUAAUACCAUUAUACAGACUGGAUAGCGCUUCGGGCCAUGGGGGUGAAGUCACUGGACGCCAUUUUGACACUCCCUUUGACCACGUAAAAAUACAUUCAAAGUCACGAAAUAAAAUUAUAUUUUUGAACAAAUAUUAACAUGAGUAAAAUGACACUGUGGGCAAAAUGAAUAAAUAAUACGUGUUUGAUGAUCCAAAAUUGCUUAAA
Messenger RNA from Patiria miniata (bat star), 1412 nucleotides. RefSeq names its product selenoprotein W-like. Lineage: Eukaryota; Metazoa; Echinodermata; Asteroidea; Valvatida; Asterinidae. The transcript has 6 exons. The coding region runs from base 112 to 525 and encodes 137 amino acids. The record is from RefSeq and is a predicted model, not a curated record. Gene Ontology annotation, biological process: response to selenium ion. Gene Ontology annotation, cellular component: cytosol.